Molecule: messenger RNA, 929 nt
Organism: Monopterus albus (swamp eel)
Lineage: Eukaryota; Metazoa; Chordata; Actinopteri; Synbranchiformes; Synbranchidae
Gene: cimap1b
Product: ciliary microtubule associated protein 1B
Exons: 7
Coding region: 107-865 (252 amino acids)
Cellular component (GO): cytoskeleton
Source: RefSeq, a predicted model, not a curated record
CAACCACUAAACAAUCUGUGUUUGGGUUCAACACACAUGCUCAGUUCUGAGGGUAAAACCUGGUGUAGAGGAGCACUCGCUGCAGGAUUAGGAUUUUUAUGAGGUAAUGGCUAGUGCUGAACCCUGGGUUGGUACCUGGAGGCCCCACAAGAAAAGAGGGCCUAUAGCUGCACAAUACGGUAGUCCAGGACCUAAGUAUGGACUGCCUGGACUCACAGGUGUUUCUAAACAUGACCCUACUAAAUAUAAAGCACCAAUAUUCAGCUUUGGGAUACUUCACAACCAGGCCAGUUCUGACUGUUCUCCUGGGCCAAGAUACCUCCUCCCAUCAAACAUCACCAGAGAGGGCCGAGGCGGCACUCCUGCUUUUUCACUCCACGGUCGUCCGAAGGAGCCACAGUUGUUCCGGACUCCUGGACCAGCCCACUACUCCCCAGAAUGUUCAGCAAAGUCAGUCUUCCACUCUGCUCCUGCUUAUUCUCUUUCUGGGAGGAGUAAAGAAUUCAGCACUAACCAGAUACCAGGCCCAGCCUCCUACUCUCUGCCCCCGGUGGUGGGGGCCAAAACUAUUUUCACACCUGCAGCUCCCACCUAUUCAAUCUGUAGUCGCAGGAAAAUUGGCAGCUUCCAUGAAGACCUGAAGAAGGUACAUACACACAUUNNCCCUCGUAUUUACAGGCAGAAACCUCCCGAGUACAGCAUGACAGCUCGCAACUUUGGUCCUGGUGAAACCACAAAGAAACCAGGACCUGGAGCGCACUAUCCUGAGCAGGUGACCAUCACAAAAACAAGAGCUCCAAGCUUCUCCUUUGGACUGCGCCACUCAGAAUACAUCUUGCCUUUCACUGUUAAUGUGACUGAAUAAUGUCACUUAUCUGUUUAUAAAUGGAAACUCACAUAUAAGUUUCAAAUAAAGCACAAAAAGCUAA